AUGUUAUGCUUUUUUACAAUGUUUAUGUUUGCUUUAUCCAUUGACUGGUGUUGGGAGGGUGACAUGUUACAAUGUUUUAACGAGAAAAAAGAACAUUGCGACUCGUCUUUUGUUUCUUACACAAAUGAAUCGCUAAGUCUUUUUGGUGGGAAUUCACAAAUUGUCAGAAUAACGUGUACUUCAAUCUUAGCAUUAGAAAUUGAUAUUCCAAAUGAUUUGGUUUCAAUAUGGAUUUUAUUAAAUAACACCAAGCUACUUAUCAAAACAAAAAACGAAAUGUUGGUCAAUAAAAACGUUGAAAAUUCUGAAUAUUUUUUAUUUAAUGAUUUUAUGAAAACAUCAAAAAACAACACUUCCAAUUUAAAAAGUGGAGGAGUUAACUGUGGCGGUUAUUAUAACAAAUAUUGCUUAAGUUGUAUGAGUGGCAAAAUGAGUUGCAAACAAUGUGAAGAUGGAUAUAGCCCGAUGUAUGACAUUAAUGAUGGUUAUGAUGGUGAAAUUGUUCAAUGUGCAAACGUACUGACAACAACACAGUAUUGGUGGUGUGGCACUGACAACGAAAAUUAUUUGGAUUCAAAUAAAAAAUGUAGAGUACAAAACUGCUAUAGUGGAGAUGUUGCUGGGUCGAAAGGAACUGCAGGUACUUGUAAACAAUGCAAGAAUGAUUACACAAACUAUUACGACAAUUAUUGCCACAUAUGCGAACGUGGUAAAUAUUAUGAUGGUCACGACUGUGUAAAUUGUCGAAGUCGAUGCCUCACCUGUUUGUAUAAAGAUAAAUGUACAUCUUGCAAUUCUAAAUACUCAAAUAACUAUUAUGGGUUUUGUUACAAAUGUGAAAAGGGAUUUUAUUUCGAUAUCGAUGUUUGUAAUAAAUGUAUGAAUGAAUGUGGUUUAUGUUCUUCAAAGGAAAAAUGUGAUAUUUGCAUCAAUGGUUAUUACAUUUAUGAUAAUUCUUGUUUUGUUUGUCCAGAGGGGUGUUCUACGUGUUAUUACGAGUCGGGACAAAUUUAUUGUGAAACGUGUUUGAUUGGAUAUUACUUAGAUUUAUACUCUUGUAAAAAAUGUAUAAAUUGUUUGAGAUGUAAAUCAGAUACAGUUUGUAUAAAAGGGACGUGUUCAGAAGGUUAUUAUGAGAAACAAGUUUAUAAUUAUGUUCAAUAUUAUUAUGAAUAUCAAUGUAUUGCUUGCAAAGAAGGAUGUUUAACUUGUACUUCUGAUGAGUGUUUGAUGUGUAAAACGGGGUUUUACCUUCAAAGUGGUGUUUGUGUAACAUGUCCUAACACGUGUUCUUUGUGUUCCACGACAAGUGCAGAAUGUAUAGAGUGCCAGCAAAACUACGUGUUCCAAAAUCCCAAAACAAUCGAAUGUGAUUUGUGUUCUUCUUUUGAUAUAAAUUGCAAAACAUGUGAUUCAAGUUUUCUUAGAAGGUGUUAUGAGUGUCAAAGUGGGUAUUAUCCAUCUUCUUCAACUAACAUGUGUAUCAAAUGUUCUUUAACAUGUGAAUCGAAUGGGUGUAACACUGUCACUGGAGAAUGUCAGACAUGUGCUGACAAUUACACAAUAACAUCAACUCCAGGUGUAGACUGUGGUUUAUGUUCUGAUUUUGAUUCCAAUUGCGAAACAUGUUUAAAAACAACAAGAAAAUGCAACAAAUGUAAAGCUAGUUAUUACCCACAAACUGUUUCACCAUUUAUGUGUCAACAAUGUGAUGAGACUUGUGGAAACAAAUGUGAUCAAGAAUACGGGUAUUGUACUUCGUGCAAACUUGGUUAUGUUUUAAAACUUGAUAAACAGUCUUUAAUAUGUGAGUCUUGUCAAUCAUUUGAUCCUAUUUGUCAGACAUGUGCUUCAAACGGAGAGAGAAAGUGUAUAACUUGUAAAGAUAUAACAGACCUGCCAGUAAUGGGACUUGCAUCAAAUGUGAUUCAACCUGUUUGGACAACUGUGAUGGAACAAAUGGAAUUUGUACCAAAUGCGUGA
Entamoeba invadens IP1 is the source of this 1983-nucleotide messenger RNA. RefSeq lists its product as hypothetical. The coding region runs from base 1 to 1983 and encodes 660 amino acids. The record is from RefSeq and is a predicted model, not a curated record. The transcript has a single exon. Lineage: Eukaryota; Evosea; Mastigamoebida; Endamoebidae.